Molecule: messenger RNA, 3469 nt
Organism: Camelina sativa (false flax)
Lineage: Eukaryota; Viridiplantae; Streptophyta; Magnoliopsida; Brassicales; Brassicaceae
Source: RefSeq, a predicted model, not a curated record
UAUCUCUCCGUCUCAGCUUUGUCUCGGUCUCUCUCUCGAGUGUUGUGUGUUGUGAGAGAGAUUUGAGACACAACUGAUUUAGAUUUACAACCCCAAAAAAAAAAAAAUACAAGAAAAAAAAAAUAAAUCAAAAUUUUGCGAUAGUUGAAAUCGAAAAGGGUGGGGAUACAAUACAAGUUCCCGCCAUGGUGGCUCAGCAGCUCCAAGAGAGAUGCGAAGAAGAAGAAGAAGAUCCAGUUGAGACCACCAAGUCUUUGAUCUGUGCUCUCAAUUACAUCUCUCGUGACCUUCCUUUGCCUCCUCACCUCUUCGCUUCCGUUUCUUCAAUCUACCAUGGCCCCUCCUCCUCCUCCUCCUCGUCUUCUCUCUCUCACUCCGAUGUCUCUCCGCCGUUGCCUACUUCUCCACCUGGGAAUAAUAAUUUGACUCCCUAUGGAGGUGAUUUGAUGGGGGAGUUUGAGGAUGCUCUUUUGAAGCAGAGACCAAACAACUCUGAAGCAGGCUCUCGAUUGAGAGAUUUAUUGGAUAAUCGGAAUAAGUGUCAUAUCCAACGCCGCUUAUCUGAACUUGAAGAAUUACCUUCCACUAGAGGUGAAGACUUGCAGGCAAAAUGCUUACUUGAGCUUUAUGGGCUUAAGCUACGAGAAUUGCAAACCAAAGUUCGAACCAAGGUGAGCUCGGAGUUCUGGCUACGUCUGAACUGUGCUGAUGUCAGUAGCCAACUAUUUGACUGGGGCAUGAUGCGGUUGCCUCGUCCUUUUUAUGGGGUUGGAGAUCCUUUUGCUAUGGAAGCUGAUGAUCAGUUCAGAAAGAAGCGUGAUGCUGAGAGGUUAUUACGUUUAGAAGAAGAGGAGAAGAAUCUGAUUGAAACCUCCAAGAGAAAAUUCUUCGCAGAAGUACUUAAUGCUGUUCGUGAAUUCCAGUUGCAAAUUCAGGCGACUCAAAAACGUCGUAGGCAAAGGAAUGAUGGUGUGCAGGCGUGGCAUGGGAGACAAAGACAACGAGCUACCCGCGCUGAAAAGUUGAGGCUCAUGGCCCUUAAAUCUGAUGAUCAAGAGGCGUACAUGAAACUAGUAAAGGAGAGUAAAAAUGAAAGACUAACUACUCUUCUAGAGGAGACUAACAAACUCCUUGCUAAUUUGGGAGCUGCUGUUCAACGUCAGAAAGAUGCUAAACUUCCGGAAGGCAUUGAUCUACUGAAAGACUCAGAAUCUGACUUGUCUGAACUUGAUGCUCCAAGAAGUGAACCAUUGCAGGAUCUGCUUCCUGAUCAGGAUAUUGAUAUAACUGAGUCUGACAAUAACGACGACUCUAAUGAUUUACUAGAAGGACAGAGGCAGUAUAACUCCGCUAUCCACUCAAUACAAGAGAAGGUGACGGAGCAACCCUCCCUUCUAGAAGGUGGGGAACUACGAUCCUACCAAAUAGAAGGGCUCCAAUGGAUGGUUUCUCUAUUCAACAAUAACCUGAAUGGGAUUUUAGCUGAUGAGAUGGGUUUGGGAAAAACGAUUCAAACAAUUUCUUUGAUUGCGUAUCUUCUGGAGAAUAAAGGUGUGCCUGGGCCGUAUCUGAUAGUGGCUCCAAAAGCUGUGCUACCAAACUGGGUAAACGAGUUUGCAACAUGGGUACCAAGCAUCGCCGCUUUUCUUUAUGAUGGGCGUUUAGAGGAAAGAAAAGCAAUAAGGGAAAAAAUUGCAGGAGAAGGAAAAUUUAACGUAUUGAUAACCCAUUAUGAUCUUAUCAUGAGAGAUAAAGCAUUUUUGAAGAAAAUUGAGUGGUACUACAUGAUUGUUGAUGAAGGACAUCGGCUGAAGAACCAUGAAUCUGCUCUUGCAAAGACUCUGUUAACAGGCUAUCGUAUAAAACGAAGACUUCUGUUAACUGGGACACCCAUACAGAAUAGCCUUCAAGAACUCUGGUCAUUGCUAAAUUUUCUCCUUCCUCAUAUCUUUAACUCGGUUCAGAACUUCGAGGAAUGGUUUAAUGCUCCUUUUGCUGACCGUGCUAAUGUCAGUCUUACUGAUGAAGAGGAGCUCUUGAUUAUCCACCGUCUGCAUCAUGUUAUAAGGCCGUUUAUACUGAGAAGGAAAAAGGACGAAGUAGAGAAAUUCCUUCCUGGAAAGACACAGGUCAUAUUGAAGUGUGAUAUGUCGGCGUGGCAGAAAGUGUAUUACAAACAAGUUACAGACAUGGGCAGGGUUGGCCUUCAAACAGAUCAAAGAGGGCUUUUACUGAAGCAAUUCAACGAGCCAGACUCUCCAUACUUCAUGUUUCUUUUGAGCACGCGUGCUGGAGGUCUAGGUUUGAACUUGCAAACUGCAGACACUGUUAUUAUUUUUGACAGUGAUUGGAACCCACAAAUGGACCAACAGGCUGAGGAUCGAGCCCAUCGCAUAGGGCAAAAGAAAGAAGUCAGAGUGUUUGUUUUGGUUAGCGUUGGCUCUGUUGAGGAAGUAAUAUUGGAGCGUGCAAAACAAAAGAUGGGCAUUGAUGCCAAAGUCAUACAAGCUGGACUUUUUAACACAACUUCCACUGCACAAGACAGAAGAGAGAUGCUUGAAGAGAUCAUGCGCAAAGGAACAAGCUCGCUCGGGACAGAUGUCCCCAGUGAGAGAGAAAUAAACCGGCUCGCGGCUCGUAGUGAGGAUGAAUUUUGGAUGUUUGAGCGAAUGGAUGAAGAGAGGCGAAGGAAGGAGAACUACAGAGCCCGUCUGAUGCAAGAGCAGGAAGUCCCUGAGUGGGCGUACACUACUCAGAGCAAAGAUGACAAGCUGAACAGCUCAAAAUUCCAUUUUGGGAGUGUCACAGGUAAGCGAAAACGUAAAGAGAUCGUUUAUAGCGACACACUAAGCGAGUCACAGUGGCUGAAAGCCGUGGAGAGUGGUGAAGACCUGUCAAAACUCACCAGGAAACAUAGGAGAGGUGAGAAGGCAAGCAACACAAAGACACCAACGAGUAAAAAGGCAAUAGAAUCUAUCCCAAUAGUGAGUGAUGGAACGAGCGAGGAGGAGAACGAAGAGGAAGACGAAGAAGAAAUACCACAGGAGAUGAGUGGAAAACAGAGAGUGGAGAAGUCUGAAGAAGAAGAAGAAGAAGAAGACGAAGGUGAAGAAGAGAAUGAUGGAAAGGCAAUAUUCAAGUGGAAUACUUAUAAGAAGAAAAGGUCAAGAUACUCUUUUACGUGCUCUUCGUCUGACUCUAGAGCUCAAAGUUCUAAUGGAAGUAGACGAAAGUGAAGAAGGUGAGGUGAGAUCUGAGUUGAGUUUGGUCUCUUCUUCAGUCUUCUACGUGUCUGUGUGUUUGUAGAAGUAUUUAGAUGUUCUUCUUCCCAAUGUAACUUAUGUCAAUCUAACAUGUAAUACAUUUAUCUUAAGUGGUCUCGUUUUAAGUUCUGUAUUUUCUCAAAGUAUUACUAAGUUAUGUUUCUUCUGUAGAACAAUUAUUUGAAAUUGAAAACCCUUUUCAUAAA